Messenger RNA from Oncorhynchus mykiss (rainbow trout), 2878 nucleotides. Its product is annotated as potassium channel subfamily K member 5. Gene Ontology annotation, molecular function: potassium ion leak channel activity; outward rectifier potassium channel activity. NCBI's taxonomy places the organism in Eukaryota, Metazoa, Chordata, Actinopteri, Salmoniformes, Salmonidae. Gene Ontology annotation, cellular component: plasma membrane. The record is from RefSeq and is a predicted model, not a curated record. Gene Ontology annotation, biological process: potassium ion transmembrane transport; stabilization of membrane potential.
CAGCUUUAAACCCAUAUAGCUAGGUUGUGGAAAUCAGAAAGGCACAUAAACCUUUUUCUGUCACUUUGAAAAUGAUACUAUAGGCUAAACAAUGGCGCACACCUGAAACGAUGUCUUGUAUGUGGACUGGGUUGAAUUUGUCCUCCUCCAUUGUAUUAUCACAAUCCCAGUCUCCCACGUUUGUAAUUACCCAGCACAGGAACCAGGAAGAGAAGUUUGAAUGCAACACGCGUCCUAUUUUUUGUUUGGGCAACAAUUCUGAUGCGAGUUUUAUAAUGAGGAUUAUCUUUAAGUGAUCGGCAAUGUCUGAUAAGGGUCCUGUAUUAACGUCAGGUAUCAUUUUUUACCUAUCGAUCGGGGCAGCAAUAUUUCAAAUACUUGAAGAACCCAAUUGGAAAUUGGCCAAAUCCGAAUAUUCCCGUCAGAAGGAAAACAUUCUUAAAACAUAUCCGUGCUUGACUAAAGAAGAUCUGAACUAUAUUUUGGGGGUGGUGUCAGACGCUGCUGGACAAGGUGUGACCAUCACUGGAGAGAAUACCUACAACAACUGGGACUGGACCAAUUCAGUUGUCUUUGCUGCCACUAUUGUCACUACCAUAGGUUAUGGUAAUGUUGCCCCAAAGACGGCUGGCGGCCGUAUAUUCUGCAUCCUGUAUGGCCUGUGUGGGAUCCCUCUCUGCCUCACCUGGAUUAGUGAGCUGGGCUCGUUCUUCGGAGACAGAGCCAAGCGCCUGGGACAGGUCCUGGUACUCAAAGGCCUUAGUGUGAAAAAGGUCCAGUUGAUCUGCACGGCCAUCUUCCUCCUGUGGGGUCUGCUGGUACACCUGGUGAUCCCCCCGUUUGUGUUCAUGUCCCUGGAGGGAUGGUCGUACCUGGAGGGCUUCUACUUCUCCUUCAUCACCCUCACCACUGUCGGCUUCGGGGACUACGUCGCAGGUAUCAAUCCAAACAUAGACUACCCAAGGCUGUACCGGGUGUUUGCAGAGGUGUGGAUCUACAUGGGUCUGGCCUGGCUGUCUCUUUUCUUCAGCUGGAACGUCCACAUGGUGGUGUCGGCUCACAAGGUCCUGAAGAAGAGAAGGCAGAAACACAGGAUGGACCACCUGGACCAUCGAUGGCAGCUUGAGAAGGACGACAUCCGCAGCCCUCGCCGCCUCCCCACCGCCGUCGACAUCUUCAACUUCCUGUCUGAGAAGCAUGAGGACUACAGCACCGCCAUCAGGCAGAUUGGCGCUGCCGCGAAGCCGAAGCCGAAGAUGGAAUUCAAGGAGUUGAGUCGUUCAAAGAGCUGUAGUGACAUCCUGGGGACGAAUAUCCAAACCCUGGAGCAUUCCCCACGCCGCCUGAGGCGCCACCUCAGCAUCAGUCACAAUAUAUUACUAAGCAGCUUUGGGAUGGGAGAGGAGGGGCAGAGGCUUAUCGAGGAUGACCCUGUCUUUAUGAAAGACCCUGGGUUUGAGGAGAACUGUCUGGAUAGGGACACUAGAGCGAAGGCUGUUUAUGUGUCCAACUCAAAAGAGAACCUAAACCCCGCCGAUCUAGGUCCUAACAUCAACAAAGAGGAGAAUGUUCAGAAUCAAGAUGGUGGAGAGAAUAGGUUUACUGUAUCAAAGGUAGUGGAGGGGGAUUCGGGAGAGGAGAAUGAUGAGAAAGGCUGAAGCCUUGGAUCCAUCCUCUUCAUGGAGAACUGAAUGAUGUAAUCAAAAGGGGACUAUCGCUCUCUCCUAGAAGUGUGGUUGGUGCAUAAAACUUGUGAAUUCAGAUAAAUAAAAGGUAUGAUGGGUCUGUGAUGGGUCCGCGGAUCAUCACAACUUUUUAUUUAUUGUACCCAUCACACCUUUUUAUUUAUCACCCCAUCACACCUUUUAAUUUAUCACCCCAUCACACCUUUUAAUAUCACCCCAUCACACCUUUUUAUUUAUCACCCCAUCACACCUUUUUAUUUAUCACCCCAUCACACCUUUUAAUAUCACCCCAUCACACCUUUUUAUUUAUCACCCCAUCACACCUUUUUAUUUAUCACCCCAUCACACCUUUUAAUAUCACCCCAUCACACCUUUUUAUUUAUCACCCCAUCACACCUUUUAAUAUCACCCCAUCACACCUUUUAAUAUCACCCCAUCACACCUUUUUAUUUAUCACCCCAUCACACCUUUUAAUUUAUCACCCCAUCACACCUUUUAAUUUAUCACCCCAUCACACCUUUUAAUAUCACCCCAGCUCACCUUUUAAUAUCACCCCAUCACACCUUUUAAUAUCACCCCAUCACACCUUUUAAUAUCACCCCAUCACACCUUUUAAUUUAUCACCCCCAUCACACCUUUUAAUAUCACCCCAUCACACCUUUUAAUAUCACCCCAUCACACCUUUUUAUUUAUCACCCAUCACACCUUUUUAUUUAUCACCCCAUCACACCUUUUAAUAUCACCCCAUCACACCUUUUAAUUUAUCACCCCCAUCACACCUUUUUAUUUAUCACCCCAUCACACCUUUUAAUUUAUCACCCCAUCACACCUUUUAAUUUAUCACCUCAUCACACCUUUUAAUUUAUCACCCCCCAUCACACCUUUUAAUUUAUCACCCCAUCACACCUUUUAAUUUAUCACCCCAUCACACCUUUUAAUUUAUCACCCCAUCACACCUUUUAAUUUAUCAUCCCAUCACACCUUUUUAUCCAUCUGAACUGAAUGAUAUAGAAGCAUCAUAACAAGGUCCUGGGACAACCAGAGACUAUGGCAGAGUUAGGAUUGGUCACAUUCCCCUGUGGUGAGGAGUGGAAACACAUUUUCAACGGUUUUCCUUAACAUCGUGAUCAGUGAAAUGUAUGACCCAAGAUUAUCAAGGCCUAAGAUCAUGAACACAGUCUGGACAACUUCCU